GGAGACCUGCGGACGCCGAGCAGGUCGUCAUGGCCUCUACUGCAGACUCGCUGUGGGAGGACAGGGAUGUCCGCUUCGACAUCUCCUCGCAACAAAUGAAAAUGAGGGCAGGAGAAAUUCUCAUUGACUGUUUGGAUUCCAUUGAAGAUACCAAAGGAAACAAUGGAGACAAAGGCAGACUCUUGGUAACAAAUUUACGGAUUAUUUGGCACUCAAUCGCACUGCCUAGGGUCAACCUCUCUGUUGGUUACAAUUGCUUCGUGAAUAUAACAACAAGAACUGCAAACUCAAAAUUAAGAGGCCAGACAGAAGCACUUUAUAUAUUAACCAAAUGUGGCAGUACACGUUUUGAAUUCAUAUUUACAAAUGUUGUUCCUGGGAGUCCCAGACUUUUUACCUCAGUUAUUGCUGUGCACAGAGCAUAUGAAACAUCAAAAAUGUAUCGUGAUCUUAAACUGAGAUGUGCAUUAAUUCAAAACAAGCGGUUAAGAUUGUUACCAAAGGAAGAAGUAUAUGACAAAAUAAAUGGUGUCUGGAAUUUAUCUAGUGAUCAGGGAAAUCUGGGUACUUUUUUCAUUACAAAUGUGAGAAUAGUUUGGCACGCUAAUAUGAACGAUAGCUUUAAUGUCAGCAUACCAUACCUACAGAUUCGCUCAGUAAAAAUCAGAGACUCAAAAUUUGGCUUGGCACUUGUCAUUGAAAGCUCUCAGGCGACUGGAGGGUAUGUCCUUGGAUUUAAGAUUGACCCAGCUGAAAAACUGCAGGACGCAGCAAAGGAAAUAAAUUCACUGCAUAAAGUCUAUUCUGUUAAUCCUAUAUUUGGAGUAGAUUAUGACAUGGAAGAAAAGCCUCAACGGCUAGAAGACCUGACAGUGGAACAGGUACAGGAUGAUGUAGAGAUAGAGUCAGAUGAGCAGACAGAUGCCUUUGUGGCUUAUUUUGCUGAUGGUAACAAGCAACAUGAUCGUGAACCAGUUUUUUCUGAAGAGCUAGGACUUGCAAUAGAGAAACUGAAAGAAGGAUUCACUCUGCAAGGACUCUGGGGAGUAAUGGGUUGACAAUAAUCUUAACAAUAUGUAUAGUCUGUAAAAGUCAUACCUCAGAACUUUUCAUGACGUUUCUACUGCUAACUGCUUUACAGAGAUUAUUAAUAUAUAUAAUAUAUGAAAAGAAAUUAUGUACAGUGUAUAGUUGUUACAUUAUGAGAAGAUAUAUUUAUAAUAUAUAUUUAUGCAGUGUAUUGUUUAUGUAUUUGUAUAUAGUGCUUAUGUGUUCUUACAUUUUAAAUUAGUUGCUUAAUUAGGACAUGUGAGUUGUUCUGUUAAUUACUGUAAAUAAAAAUAUUUAAGAAAAUAAAAUGUGAGAAUCUGUAGUUCUAAACAAUCACUGUCACUGUGGUACAAAGAAUAUCUUGGAAAGUAUCAUCCAACUGAUUUAUAGAGCAAUCCUAAGCAGCUUUACUCUAGUCUAAGCCUGUUGGAAUCAGUGAGCUUAAACUGGAGUAACUGUGCUUAGAAUUGCAUCACUAAUCACUAAAUCUUAUUCUUAGCUCAUUCCAGUGAGGUACAAGACAUCAUCUUGGAAGCAUGCUGGCAGAAGAUGUCAACCUCCAUGCUCAUUUUGCUUUAAUGAAAUCUGUUAGGUCGACAGCUUUUGGAUGUUGUUGUUAACCACCUUUUUAUCUGUUCAUGCUAUUUAUUUUCCUGCUAUGUUUACCAAUUAGGUUAAACUUAAAGCUGUUUUGACCAUAUUUGCUGAUUCUUCUUUGCCAGUAAUGACAUACCUACCAUCUUGUAUCCCCUGAAGUAGAUAGUAACUAAAGUAUAUGUUGCAUUUUGGUUAUUGCUAUCUUCUUUUACAGUGUCUCAAUGCAUUCACAAAACAUGUAAUAUAUUAAC
Molecule: messenger RNA, 1898 nt
Organism: Eublepharis macularius
Lineage: Eukaryota; Metazoa; Chordata; Lepidosauria; Squamata; Eublepharidae
Gene: BBS5
Product: Bardet-Biedl syndrome 5
Exons: 12
Coding region: 30-1058 (342 amino acids)
Biological process (GO): intracellular transport; cilium assembly
Cellular component (GO): BBSome; ciliary basal body
Molecular function (GO): phosphatidylinositol-3-phosphate binding
Source: RefSeq, a predicted model, not a curated record